UUGGAUCUGAAUCUCCCAAUCAUGAUGACCGGAUUUCGGCUCAACCUGUUGCCCCUGAAGGAGCCUCUGGGCUUCAUUAAACUGGUGGAGUGGCUCACGGCCAUAUUUGCCUUUGGAAGCUGUGGAGGAUACUCAGGAAGGAACGUCAUAUCUCUCUUCUGCGGUGACGGCAAGAAUGAGACGCUCAAUGCCCAGUUUCACUACCCAUUUAGGUUGAGCCAGGUCCCGCUCAUUGAGGGAAACACCACUAUUUGCAAUCGGUCCGUCAGCACGACGCACAUGAUGGGAGACUCGGCCUCCGCGGCGGAGUUCUUUGUGGGCAUCGGUAUCGUCUGCUUCCUGUACAGCAUGGUGGCUCUGCUGGUUUAUUUAGGCUACAUGCACGUCUACAAGGACUCCGAUUUCGGACCAAUCUUUGACUUCGUCAUCACGGCGGUCCUGGUCUUCCUGUGGCUGGUGUGUUCGUCGGCCUGGGCCAAGGGCCUGCAGAACGUGAAGGACGCCACGGACACCGAGGCCAUCGGCGCCACGCUGGCGCUCUGCCAGGGCGGGAACGUCACCUGCCAGGUCACGGAGUUCGCCAGCAUGCGCACGCUCAACGUCUCCGUGGUGUUCGGCUACCUCAACAUGUUGGUUUGGGCUGGCAACGCCUGGUUCGUGUACAAGGAAACUCGUUGGCACUCCCAGAAGUUCUCUUCCCAGCCAGGGCCUGGAAGGCAGCAGGUCCCUGCUCCAAUCUAACGACCCAAAUCAGCCAAACACACAAGCACAGUCCCAUUUAAUCCAGGCAUAAAGACGUACACGCCUCACACGGACACCAGACUCUAACCCCAAGCACAAACUGCUCUGAGAAGACGAUGAGGACAAAAUUGGAAUUUUGCUUGCCUGAAAUUGAGUCCCCUGCACAUUCACAGCAUACGGAAACGGCUCUGAAAGUAGGAGGGCACAGCUCCUCAGUGACACCACCAGCACUACACCAUGCUCCAUGUGCCUUUACUUUUUACUAAUUCCUACAACAGAUACAUUUGGUUAGCCAGACCAUUUCUGAUACUGC
This is a messenger RNA of Menidia menidia (Atlantic silverside), 1054 nucleotides long. The record is from the annotation of a GenBank genome assembly. NCBI's taxonomy places the organism in Eukaryota, Metazoa, Chordata, Actinopteri, Atheriniformes, Atherinopsidae.